Molecule: messenger RNA, 4645 nt
Organism: Stylophora pistillata
Lineage: Eukaryota; Metazoa; Cnidaria; Anthozoa; Scleractinia; Pocilloporidae
Product: NACHT, LRR and PYD domains-containing protein 4B
Molecular function (GO): protein binding
Source: RefSeq, a predicted model, not a curated record
CUGUAAGCUGCAAUUUAAAAAUGGUUCAUUUUUAGGCUUCAGUUCCCAUUUAACAAGCACCCCACAAGCUUUUCACGAAGUCCGCUAGUGUUCAGUCCGCCCGCGCCCGUUAGCGGAAGGUAUAGGAGUGAUGUUGCUUCUAUUUCCUCUUUUUAAAAAAUCUUUCUUUAUUUCAGUUCAAUUUCAGGUGCACGCUUUUAUUUCAAUUCGGAUGAUUUAAAUUUUACUGCCGCAAUGUGUUAGUCGCGCGUACGAAAUAAAGUGACUCUAUAUGUUAUAACUUGUUUUGUUGUUUCUUCGACAUUGAAUCGAUUUGAACUAAUUUUGAGGGUUGACGGGAAAACUGUCAGAACAAGGGAUCUAGCACUCGAGAUGUUCUUAAAGCAGCGCCAAUGAGAGCUGACUGGCAGUCAAUGGUCCGUGUGACGCGCGAUUCGCCACGCGUGAUGUGCGUCUAUUAUGACAAUGUCCAUAGUAACCGCCUUUUGACAGAUCAAAGAUCAUUACCACACAUUGUUCUCAAAAGACUGAGUCUGCGCAAAGAUCAUGCCCUGCUAAACAAACAACCAGUUAUGUUAAUCAGUUAAUUCAAUUAAUAUUUUGACUGACAAGACUGAUCAUAACAAGUUCCGUGCCAUUGAUUUCAAUAACAUUUGAAAGCGAAAACAAAAUGACAAAAAUCCCUGAUACCAACGUGAUAACUUGUUUCCGUGUGAAAUAAAAUUAGGAAAGGGCGCCUCAUUCUCAAAGUGUUGUUUGUCCUACUUAAAAGCUGUUCGUUGUAGUCAUUGAUUUAUAGGCGGUUUGACUAAUUAUCUGCUGAGUUUUUUAACGUAAUUGAUCAGAAUGAAAAUAGGGGGCACAAGGUCAGGAUCUAGAAACGUUCAGCCUUGCAUAUUUGCAAGCGCAUGAUUUGUUUUAGGCAAUAUGAAAAAGCUCAAAAUGUUGACCUUGUAUGUCAGUUUCUUGACUGUACUUGCUGCUAUUCCUUCUCGAAACCGACUGAAGGUAAUAAGCAGCUUGUUGAGGGAUCAAACCUUAGCCUUAAGGGACAGGAGACUUUUGGACUCUUUGUAAAUGGGUGAUUUGGCUUUCAGCUCACAAGGAAUGAUUAACUAUGGCUUCUGGAGCUGCACCAACAUUCCAUUCCACCAAAGAGACAACUAAUUACGCCCGAUUAUGCCGGCUUCUGGUGGAUGUCGGUACACAUGUCCUGAGAGAAACUUUUGAGAAGACACGUCCACCAGGGAAGCUGGAUACAGUGUUGUCAAGUGCUCCAGUUCACAAAGCUCUACAACUACUUAAGAAAAGAAAGGUUUUGAACCUAUCACAAUGGGGCAAACUGUAUCCUGCUAUCAAAUCGUCAGUUUCAUCGCAGCAUUUCGAUAUCACCCUACUUAUGGUUCUGCUGAGGAACAUUUGUGGCCUUGUUCCUCCGGCAACCGGCUGGAACACACUUCCUCCUGUAGCAGACACAACCCUCGAGGCAGAUAUCAUUCGUAUCAUGUGCUGCAGAAACACAGUUUAUGGUCAUGCCACCAAGGCCUCAGUUGAUGAUGCAACAUUCAGUCAAUACUGGAUGGACAUCCAAGUUGCACUGAUGAGACUGGGAGGAGCAAGAUACCAAAUUGUUGUCGAUGAUCUGGAAAACGAAAGCAUGGACCCUGAAUUUGAGGAACAUUACAAAGAGCUGCUUAAACAAUGGGUAAUGGAUGACGUCAACAUCAAGGAAGGAUUGAAUGAAAUUAAAGAGAUCGUCAGGAAGCUAGAUGAACGGAUGGAAUCCACAUCAAAUCCUGAAAGAAAAGUAGGAGCGGAAGAUGUAGCAGCAUACACAAAUGCAUUGAAAGAAUCAGUCAAAAGCCAAACUGAGUUCCACGCUGUAGCUUCUCCGACUUCGUCUAAGGUAAGAACAGAUGACAUAUUCACAAGUAUCCUAAUACAACACGGACGGAAACCAGUGGGAGACAGUGAUAUGGAAAGAAAGAAACGCCUUCGUCAGUACGGUCAAGUGAGUGAAAAGCCAGUCAAACACUGUCAAGAAAUUUUCAUUUCUGAUACCAAUGGUAGCGAGGAAAGGAAUCCCAAAUCUGUUCUUGUUACUGGGAAAGCAGGAAUCGGAAAAACUCUGUUUUGUCAAAAGUUGAUUCGAGAUUGGGCUGACAACAAAUUGUUUCUAUCGCGAACAAAAUUGCACAAUCCUGAUUUCAAGUUCGCUUAUCUGCUAACAUUUCGUCAACUGAAUUUACUCGGAGACGACUGCGUUACCCUGAGGGAAAUCUUGAAUCGAUCUUCAGCGUUAGACAACCGCUCCAGUAUCGAUAACUCUUUGUUUGAGUACAUUGUUGAUCACCCUGAGGAGGUUUUGAUCAUCAUUGACGGGUAUGACGAGUACGCACAACAACAUUUUAUCGCAAAUGAUUUGGAUGACCGGUAUCCGAAUGACGCUCAUGAGCAAAUGCCAGUAGCCGCUCUGUGUGCCAAGCUACUUAAAGGAAAAAUCUUGAGAGGCUUGGUUGUCACGAUAACAUCAAGACCCGAUGAGUCUGAUGAAAUCAAAGACAAAAUUAGUUUUGACCGAUGCGUGGAAGUUACAGGAUUUUCCGAGCAACAGGUAAAGGAAUACAUCGGAAAGCAUUUCCGAGAAAAUGAAGUCAUAAAGAAUGCUGUAAUGGAUCACAUCACAAAGAAUGACAAUCUUGUCAGCUUUGCCCACAUUCCAGUUCUCUGUUUUCUGAUGUGUUCGUAUUUUGAGUACACGUUAAUAGAAUCGAUGAAUACUGACGCUCUCCCAGUCAACAUGAGUGACAUCUACUUUGAAGUAGUUACUAUGUUUUUGAGGAAACAUUGCAAAAAGGGGGGAACCCCUCCCAAAGUAACACUGGAGAAGUUGUCCAAGUUAGCAGCUGAUUUUCUCUUAGUGAAUAAGUUUCUCUUCGCCGUCGAAGACAUGAAGGACUUUACCGUCGAAGAAGUCGAAAGUCUGAGAGCGAGCGGCCUCCUUCAUUGCGGUCCUAUUUUUAGAAAAACAUUUUCUGAAACGACGAAGUACUUUUGUUUCACACAUUUAACUCUCCACGAAUACUUAGCGGCUCAAUGGUUCGUGGAGAAUAAAAGGAUUCCUUCUCUUAGACAAACGUCAGAAAUGGUAUUCACAUUUAUGUCCGGCAUCUUAUCAAAGCAAAAGGACAAUGAUUUAAUGCAACAGUUGAUUGGAAGACUCGAUCGGCAACCUUUAACAAGCCUGCUAACUUUAAAGUGUCUUGCUGAGUAUCAAGACAUGAAAUUUGCCCAGGAGAUAGUAAAGACACAAUAUAGAAUCGAGGAGCACCAUAAAGACAUAAGAUUUGAAGACGAGUUUGACUGGAUUGCUCUAUCUUUUUUGUUAGAUGUCAUUAGUUCAUUGAAUGAUGCAAAAACUGCUCGAAAGAAUCAAACACUCCUCCAACAGAUACGUAUGCCGUUGGUCCAACGACUGAGUCCCUUUAGGUGCUCGUGUUGUAGAAGGAAUGCAGAGGAAACCGCUGAUAGGAGUCAGCCAUCCCCUUAUCACUUACCUAAACGAUUAACGAUCAACUGGGAUCUUAUAUCUCCGACUGGAUUAAAAAGAAUACGUAAGGCGCUCGAGAACGAUUUAUGUCCCAUCACUGAGCUAGUAGUAGUGGGAUUUGCUGGUUUAUGUAAUUGGGAUUCUACGAUUGGAGAGAUGUUGCCGCUAUCUAAGUUACUUGAACUGCGUUUGCUUGGCAAUGGGGUCACCGAUGCUUCUGUUGUCAGUCUGUGUCAAGCAUUACAGACAGUAACAUGUCAAGUCACCACAUUACAUCUGAGUUAUAGUCUAAUCACUGAUGCUGGUGUUGUCACUCUAUGUCAAGCAUUACAGACAGGAACAUGUCAAGUCACCUCAUUACAUCUAAGCGAAAAUCGUAUCACCGAUGCUGGGGUUGUCAGUCUAUGUCAAGCAUUACAGACAGCAACAUGUCAAGUCACCACAUUAGAUCUGAGCGGUAAUCAGAUCACCGAUGCUGGUGUUUGCAAUCUCUGUCAAGCACUACAAACAGUAACAUGUCAAGUCACUUCAUUAGACCUGAGUGCUAAUCAGAUCACCGAUGCUGGUGUUGUCAGUCUAUGUCAAGUAUUAGAGUCAGGAACGUGCCAAGUCACCGCAUUAGGUUUGAGUUCGAAUUCGAUCACCGUUGUUGGUGAAAUGAGACUAUGUCGUGCAUUACGAACACUGAAUUUUCCAGUCAAGUUACUUGAGCGGCAUAAUUACUUUAUAACCUCCGAGGCUAAUGUUGUAAUCUGUUGAAGAAAUAACUGCAUCUUGACUUGAGCUGUGAUCAAUUCAUAUGGACGCAUAGCAACACUCUAUAAAUAGAACUUCAUUUAUAUACAUAUCUGAAGAAAUGAGGAAUAUAUAUAUUCAAACGAUGGUUAAAAGGAAAAUUACGGAAAUUUAUCGGCACUUUCGAAUCCGGUUUGUAAUAAAAAUUACAAAAUCUAUCAUGCACUUUCGAAUGUUCUUAUUUUUUGUACUAUAUACUUUCAUAGAACCUUUUUAAUACUAACGCCUAGGGACAUUUCGCCGAGAAAUAUUUAUUUUAAAGUGAAAUGUUCGCCGAAUGGUGACAUUAAGAGUAAAUUG